AUGCCCUCACGACUUCGCUGAAGAGUGGUCGUCGGUCGCACAAACCGAACGAGAUCAAGUGACAACUCGAGGUGCUCGGGGGAGAGUCGCGGAGCAAAGUCAUCGGAGCUUAGAGCGCUAAACGCCGAAUGGUGUGACGAUGUUUACCGAAUUGUUUUGCGACAAAGCAUCGUCUUCCACAUCAACAACCAACAUCAUCUUCGCCAUACUCAGAUAAUCAUAGUGCAUUUUAACAAUUCAGCUCUUAUACCUUGCAUCUGAUCCGAUUGCAUCAUCUCCACCUAACAUAACCUAAAGAAGCGAUGGAAAAGUUCCUGCGCGAUUGGCGACAGGAUGCUUUGAACAAACACCAGUACGAGUCUGCCAUCUUCGUCGGCGACAAGCUGCUCGCCCUGACCAACAAUGACAAGGACGCCUUCUGGCUAGCCCAAGUGCACUUCUCGACUGCGAACUACACACGCGCCCUCGGCUUCCUAUCACGUCAAGACCUGAUAGCCCGCAACCCGUCAUGCAAGUACCUCGCCGCACAUUGCUACGUCAAGCAGAGCCGAUACGAUGAAGCACUUCAAAUCCUCGGCGACAAGAACCCCGUCCACCUCAUAACCUCGUCGGAUCGAUCGCGCCGGAAACUGCAACAUCUGGAUCCGCGCAAUGGUCUUGGAAAAUUGGCGAAGCUGCCACAAUUGAGGUCAGAUCGGGUUGACCGCAGCGAGGAAAGAGACAAGGAAGACAUGAGCAAUAUUCGCUUCGAGGCUGCAAUGUGCUAUCUGCGUGGUCUCUGCUAUGCGAAACAGAACGCCUUUGAUCGCGCCAAAGACUGCUACAAGGACGCGGUCCGGAUCGACGUGCUUUGCUUCGAGGCUUUCGACCAGCUCAUGAAGAACUCGCUCAUGUCGCCAGCCGAGGAGUGGGAGUUUCUAGACUCACUGGAUUUUGACAGUGUCAGCGCGUCAGACAAUCCUUCGUCCAACAUGCAAGAAGCUGGGGAGUUUACAAAAAUGCUCUACACGACGAGAUUGUCAAAAUACAGCAGACCAGACGACUUCAAUGCUGCUGUCGAAACUCUGUCAACACACUACAAUCUGUCAAGCAAUUCUUCCAUCUUACUCUCAAAAGCCGAGCUUCUUUUUACAAACUGCCGCUUCCGAGAUGCUCUUUCCUUGACAACUCGAAUCCUCGAAACAGACCCCUACAAUUUCUCCGCCCUACCCGUCCAUCUAGCCGCCCUCUUCGAACUCAAGGAAACAAACGCCCUCUUCCUAUUGUCCCACGAUCUAGCAGACACGCAUUCGGAGGAAGCAUGCACCUGGCUCGCAGUCGGAACAUAUUAUCUCAGCAUCUCCCGCAUCCCUGAAGCACGCGGCUACUUUUCGAAAGCAUCUCUCAUGGACCCUCACUUCGGUCCCGCCUGGAUAGGCUUUGCCCACACAUUCGCCGCAGAGGGUGAACACGAUCAAGCCAUCUCCGCCUACUCCACCGCCGCCCGCCUCUUCCAAGGCACACAUCUGCCUCAACUCUUCCUCGGCAUGCAAAAUCUGUGUCUCGGAAACCUAUCGCUUGCAAGGGAAUACCUAGAAACCGCAUACACAAUGUGUGAAAAUGACCCUUUGGUGCUCAAUGAAAUGGGAGUAGCAUACUACCAAGACUCACAAUUCGACUCUGCAAUUCGCACUUUCGAACUCGCCAUCAACAUCAGUAAUGACGUCUCUGCCUCGGAGUCUACGCAAACGAGUCUGGAUAUCAAGACUAAUCUCGCACAUGCCUACCGCCGCAGCCACCGCCACCACGAAGCCCUUGACACAUUCUCCGAAGUCUUGAGACUAGGCGGUAAAGAUGCUUCCAUCUUUUCGGCAAAAGGAUUGGUGUGUUUGGAGUUGGAGGAAUGGUUUGAAGCUACUGUUGUAUUGCAUGAAGCUCUUGCAUUAACACCACAGGAUCCUGUGGCUACAGAACUUUUGGCUAGAGCGCUUGAGGGCUUGGAAGGGGAGAGUAGAGGUGUGGAUGCUGAGGAUAUGGAGAUGGAGAGGAUUUUGGAGGAGAAACUUCGAUUGGCGGAGACGAGGAAUAGACGGCGGGGGAGGGAGAAUAGGGGAGGAGGAGUAGGGGAUAGUGAGAUGGAGGAAAGCUUGCAAGAAGUCACGGAGACUAGUGUAGUUGGAGAAGAGGAUUGGACAGGGGCUGAUGAGUCGGGAGUUUGAAGCCCUGUGGCCAUGGACGAGGAGCGUCGUGGAUAGCCUUUAUCGAUCUCAUGAUGAUUCAUUCUUAAAAUCGCAAAGAUCGUUACACCAAGCUCACUGCUUAGGACACGGCAUCAAUCGGUUCUCGCAUGAGCUUCAAACAUAGAGGCUGUCAUUAAUUUAUAAGAGUUCUCGGGAAAUCCAAAAGGAGCCCCCCCUAAGAAGAUCUACAUCAC
Messenger RNA from Aureobasidium subglaciale EXF-2481, 2413 nucleotides. RefSeq lists its product as uncharacterized. Lineage: Eukaryota; Fungi; Ascomycota; Dothideomycetes; Dothideales; Saccotheciaceae. Gene Ontology annotation, biological process: cell division. Gene Ontology annotation, molecular function: protein binding. Bases 303 to 2198 code for a protein of 631 amino acids. The record is from RefSeq and is a predicted model, not a curated record. The transcript is spliced from 2 exons.